CCUGACUGUCGCAUCACCGAACGGGGAGGGGCUCCGGUUUCCACUAUUGGCUGGCAGGCCACUGUAUCCCCGACAGCUUUACGGUAGGGCCACGGCGGCGAGGGUGAGCGCGUGAGCGGUGGUCUUUUCAUCUCCCCGAAGCGCACAAUCGUCUGCCUUUCACCAUGAUUUUGAGGAGACUUUAGCGGCCGUUUUUCCUGACUCGGCGCACAACCUGCGCACAAAUAAACGCGGAUACAUCGACCGGAAAACCGCGAGAGGAGCAGAGGAGCAUGUAACCCGGAGAAACGCACCGGCGGCGGCACCACCUGACACUUCUCUCUCUCUCUCUCUCUCUCUCUCUCUCCCCGCUCUCUCGCUCUCGUUGUCUCUCUCCCUCUCUCUCGCUCCCUGUGUUUCCUCAUAUUCUGAGGCUUUCGUCGGUGUGCUGACUGGACUCAUUUCGUCGUUUUGGAUAUUAUCAUCAGCAAAAAUGAGCGAAGACGUGUCAGAGGUCCCCAAAGAGCUUCUGGAGAGCGUGAGGGAUGCAGUGGGGAGGAAGGUGAAGCUGUCACUGAGGAGGAGAGUCAAACUGGAGAUCAAAGGAGACAAGACGGAGAACAGAGUCCUGGCCCUGGCGUCUCACCGAGCUUACCUCUUGACGGCACGCAUUCCCACCAAGGUGGAACAUUCCUUAAAUUAUCUGGAGAUCCAGGGGAUUGCUUGUAACAAGCCGACACAGCUGUUCAUCGAGUAUGAGCGUGGCUCCUUUUCUCUGAAGCUGCUCUCUACAGAGGAGGUCAACGAGGUGGUCGCUCACAUAGGAAACUGUCUGCUCAGGAUAUGUCCCGGUCUGCAGCCUAGUAACGUGAUAAAGAAGCUCUGCAUGGAGCCCCCAGACAGGCUGAUCUCUCUGCAGACUCUGUGGGAGAACAACAAGCCUGCUGAGCCUGGACCUUGUGGUGGGUUUUCUCAGAUGUACAGAUGCGUCUGUGACUGGUUGGGGCUGCCUUACAAAGAAGAGGUGCAAUGGGAUGUGGACACCAUCUAUUUGACACAAGACACCAGAGAACUCAACCUGCAGGAUUUCAGCCAUCUGGAGAACAGGGAUCUGGUGGCAAUAAUAGCAGUGCUGGAGUUUAACCAGUGGUUCACCAAGCUCUCCACUAAGGACUACAAACUGUCUGCAGACGUGUGUGAGCAGAUCCUUCGGGUAGUGUCUCGUUCCAGUCGACUGGAAGAGCUGGUUCUCGACAACGCAGGACUCAAAACGGAUUUUGCCCAGAAGCUAGCUGCUGCCCUGGCCCACAACCCCAGCUCAGGACUCACCACCAUUAAUCUUGCCAAUAACCCACUGGAGGACAGAGGUAUCUCCUCCCUGGGUGCUCAGUUUGCCCGACUUCGUAAGGGGCUCAAGCAUUUAAACUUCUCUAAAACCUCACUUUCACCCAAAGGGGUGAACAGCCUUUGUCAGUCACUGAGUGCCAACCCGUCCAUCCCCAGCAGCCUGGUCCAUCUGGACCUCUCAGGGAAUGUCCUCCGAGACGACAUGCAGCAUUUUUACCACUUCCUGGGUCAACCCAACAGCCUGGCAACCCUUGACCUCUCCAACACUGACUGCUCAUUGGACCAGGUUUGCUCAGCUCUGCUGCGAGGCUCCGUCGAACACCUCUCUGUUCUUAAUGUGUCAAAGAGCGUCUUCCCUCACAGGUAAAAACACACUCGCGGCAAAGAGGUGCCUCCAUCCUUUAAGCACUUCUUCAGCAGCGUCAUGUCUCUGAGCUCCAUCAACGUGUCAGGAACCAAGCUGCCACCAGAGGCCGUCAAAGCCCUCCUGCUUGGCCUGGCCAGUAACGUCAACCUGAAGGAGGUGUCUCUCGAUCUCAGCUGCUGUGAGUUGCGGUCAGGAGGCUCUCAGAUCCUUGAAGGUUGUAUUGCCGAGAUCCCGAACAUCUCCAGCCUCGACAUCUCUGACAACGGCCUGGACACGGACCUGUCCACUCUGCUGGUGUGGUUGGCCAAGAACCGAUCCAUCAGACACCUGUCUCUGGGCAAGAACUUCAACAACAUCAAAUCCAAAAACCUUGCUCCAGUGUUGGACAGCCUGGUCCAUAUGAUUCAGGAAGAGGAGUCGCCCCUCACCUCUCUAUCUCUAGCAGACUCCAGACUGAAGAGUGAUCUGACCAUCGUUCUGAACGCCCUCGGCAGCAACUCCUCGCUCACCAGGUUAGACAUCAGUGGGAACGCCAUGGGAGACAUGGGAGCCAAGAUGUUGGCCAAAGCGCUACAAAUCAACUCCAAACUCAGGACUGUGAUCUGGGACAGGAACAACACCAGCCCCCAGGGACUUCAGGAUGUAGCAGCCGCUCUGGAGAAGAACUUCACCAUUCGUUUCAUGCCCAUUCCCAUCAUCGAUGCCUCCCAGGCUCUGAAGGCCAGCCCUGAGAAAACUGAAGACGCCUUGCUAAAGAUUGAGAGUUAUCUGUACAGGAACCAUGAAACAAGGAAAUACCUUCAGGAACAGGCCUAUCGGCUGCAGCAGGGCAUCGUGACCACAACCACACAACAGAUGAUUGACAGGAUUUGCGUGAAGGUGCAGGACCACCUGAACUCUCUCAGGAACUCUGAGACAGACGCCAUCAUGGAGGACGUCAGGUCAGCAGAGAACCUCAUCAAAGAUGCCAGAAACUCUAAAACGCUGCUCCCGAACCUCUACCACCUCGGGUCAGCUGCCAGAGAGGAGGUGAACAGCUCGGCAGUGGGACCCAUCCAGGAGAAACUGGAGUCUAUGGCUGGGGAGGUGACUAACGUCAUGGACCAACAACUACAGACUCUGUUGGAGUCGAUGGUGGACGCAGCAGAGUCUCUGUGUCCCCACGUGAUGAAGAGGAGUAGUCUUCGUCCAGAGCUAAUGAAGGCCAGCUCCGCCAAGAUGGUCGUACCCAAAAGCUUUGUCACCAAAACCCUCCUGGAGCAGUCGGGGGUGGAUAUCGUCAACAAGAUCAGUGAGGUGAAGCUGAGUCUCGCGUCUUUCCUGUCGGAUCGCAUUGUUGACGAGAUUCUGGAGGCUCUUUCCACCUCACAACUCACUCUGGCAGACCACCUGGUGCGGCGAGGUCGCCCCUUGGUGCAGCAGGGGUCUGUGGAUCUGGACGUCCCAGAGGAAAAGAUUCCUAAAAGAGCAUCGACCGAGCUUCUGGAGGCUGAGAGGCUGGAGGAUCUAGAGACAUGCAUGAUGACUCCUAAAUCCAAGAGGAAGAGCAUCCACAGCAGAAUGCUUCGGCCAGUGUCUCGUGCCUUCGAGAUGGAGUUUGACCUGGACAAGGCCCUGGAAGACGUCCCUAUCCAUGUGGAAGAUGCUUCAACUUCAUCUCAAACUCCACCUACUCCAUCUCAGGUCCUGCCAAAACUGGAGCACCGAACGCCAGCAGGGAUGGUGGAGCUGCCGUCUGAGGAGGAGAAAAAGCUGCAGCAUUUCACCAAACUGCGGCCGCGACGGAACAAGAAAAAGCAUUCCAGCAAAAUACCUCAAAUCAACAGUGCGCCAUCUCAGGAUGGGGAGCAGAACGGCCUCAUGGGAAGGGUGGACGAGGGUGUGGACGAGUUCUUCUCGACAAAAGUCACCAGGAUGGACUCCAAACGUUCCAAGAGUUCAGAAUCUCAUGAUGGAGAGAAGAAGAAGAGUAAAGGAGGAUUCCUUAACCUCAUCAAACGUUCCUCCAAAUCAGAAAAAGCUGAUAAAUCGGAUAAGUCUGAGAAAAAUCUGGCAACCCCCCCAGUUUCGGGUAAAUCAGAGAAAAACCAGGCAACCAAUCCAGCUUCAGGUACAUCCUCAGCCACUGUAGCCUCGACGCCGACUUCCAUCCCUGAGGAGCCCUCUUCACCAAAGGUGGCAGUAAAGAGCCCAGCCCAUGAGCCAAAGUCCAGAGACAACUCCAGCCGCUCCCAGCCAACAGACUACAGCAGCAGCUCAGACCGGUCAGAUGAGCUGAGGACGCCAGACUCCAUGGACGAGCCCUGGGAGUGCUCGGACGGCAGGGGCAGCCCUCAGGGAGGCAGGCGGUACCAAGGGAUGCAAAUGAUGGGCAGCGGCCUCCUCGCAGAGAUGAAGGCCAAGCAGGAGAGGAGAGCACACAAGUCUUCCAGCCCCGACAGACCUGAAAGCAAUGCAACGGCAGCCAAGCCCCAGCCCAUCAUUUCAGAAAGCCGCUCUCCCAGUGGCUCAAUUAAUAAAUCCGACCCUCUGACUGGUUCUCCAGAGAAAAGCCCUCCUCGUGGCGAGACGAAGCCUGACCGAACCCCUCGUCUCAGGGCUACUUCCUCCUCGAGUUCUCCUGGGGGGCCAGUAAGUCCCAAACCACCGGUGCCACAGGGAGCAAAGCCUGCCCUGGCUGCCCGACCCACCAUCCUACAGAAGCCAAGGACCAGCAGCACCAGCAAGAACAUAGAUGAGAGCUCAGAUUCCCCAAACAGUGGUGGUGGGUCUCCUAAGAUCACAGUUCUUCCCCUAACGCUGAAAAGGACGGUGUCAGAGAAAGACAAAGAGGGCCAGACCAGUCUGCAGUCAGGAGGCUCUACGAACAAAACCACUCAGGAUGUGAGGGCGGGGUUUGUGUCAGACUCUGUUCAGCGACCCAGCCGUCUCCGUACCAACUCUGAGGAUCACGGCUUCUUCAAGAACAAGGACCCAAACCCAGACAAGGACAAGGCAGCGGGCAAAAAGUCCUCAGACUCUGGGGAGGAGGCAGACAAAGACUUUAUUUUAAUAUAAGGAAGACAAAUUCACAGCAAAAACCUGUUGACAAGUCUCACAUGUUUUUUUCCUUUUAGAAAAGCAACUAAAGGGGGGGACUAUAAUCAUGAAUUGAUAUGUUUUCAUUGAUAAUAGCGGUUGUACCUGUAGGUUCUGUCUCAACGCAAAGUACAAAUCAUCUUUGAUUUGCAGGAAGACCUGCUGUAGUAUCAUGCAAUACACUGUUUCAAAUUCAAGUUUGGUUGUCUAUGAUAAUAUAAAACUAAUGAUAUUAACACACGGGGUAAUAUCCUCAGUAAUAUUCUUAGUCACAACUUAUCACCUAGUAAACCAAACUGUGCUAAGUCUCCUCGGAGCUUCCUUUUCUCAGACAGCCUUUUCUCCUUUUUUCAUUCCUACUCUCUGUCUCUCAUAAAUAACCUUUUUCAGGAUUUGAGGAAACGGUUCCUGGAGUGAUCAAGCAUCUUCAGCCAAUGAAUACUGAAUCUUGAAUGAAAUUUGUAAAACACAAAGAAAAAAAAAGAUGCUUGAGAGAGAGUGUGAAACUAUGAGUGUAAAUCAAAAAGAAAUCUCUUUCUCCCAGGGACCAAAGUCAUGUAACAAUAACAUCAGGAUCACUGUACUGCACUCAAACAUACAACCAGACCAGGAACCAAUGGCAUUCGUUUCCUUCAAUAUAUUUGUAUAGAUUUUUCUAUAUGCUAUUUUCAGUAUGUGCAAGUUACUUUUCUCCGGACUUCAGAGGUGACUGAAACCAUUAUGCAAUUCAUCUUUUUCUUUUUUUUCGGGAAAAUACAGGUUCAGCUGAGAAUCUCAGCCCACCAUAAAUCAGAAAUACACCUUUUGAAGUAACUCACUUAGAGGAGACUACGUCAAACAUCCUGUCUGAACUGGUGUUUGUCUCUGGGUUGGAGUGACCAUAUGAAGUGUUGCUUUGAGUGGACUGUGGUACGCCAUAACUAUCACUGAUAACCAAUCAAUAAGGCUUCCGCACUGUUAACUAACACUGUUCUCUGUGUUUAGACACUGUGAAAAAAAAACAAUGUACUGUAUCUAUGAUACCUUUAAACUGCGGAUGAAAGAAGUAUGUGUCUGUCAUUAAAGAGCAAUACAGAGGCUCACCAUAAACAUAAAUAAAUAACAGCUUUAUGUUUAGCUGGAACGUGUCAAAACAAA
Cyclopterus lumpus (lumpfish) is the source of this 5908-nucleotide messenger RNA. Its product is annotated as F-actin-uncapping protein LRRC16A-like. Gene Ontology annotation, biological process: regulation of Arp2/3 complex-mediated actin nucleation; cell migration. Gene Ontology annotation, molecular function: protein binding. Lineage: Eukaryota; Metazoa; Chordata; Actinopteri; Perciformes; Cyclopteridae. The record is from RefSeq and is a predicted model, not a curated record. The transcript has 38 exons. Gene Ontology annotation, cellular component: plasma membrane; lamellipodium.